AUGGGGCGGACGGCGCUGCUGCUGCUGGCGCUGCUGCGCGGAGGCGGCCACCGCUGCGCCUUCCCGGCCCGGACCCCCGGCCUCCGCCUCCCGCGCCGCCCCUCCGCCCCGGCCUGGCUCUCGCCCGCCUCCCGGGGCCUCCGGGGCGGCAGCAGCAGCCAGGAGCAGGAGGAAGCGCCGCCGCCGCCAGCGAGCCCGGACCCGCCCCCGAGGAGGCUGCUCAGCCGCCCGCAGAGCCUGCCAGGCUCCGGCUCCCGCCACGAGUUCCAAGCCGAGACCCAGAAGCUGCUGGACAUCGUGGCCCGCUCGCUCUACUCGGAGAAGGAGGUCUUUAUCCGGGAGUUGAUCUCGAAUGGCAGCGAUGCUCUGGAAAAACUACGUCACAAGCUGCUGUCUGAAGGGAAGGUCCUGCCAGAACUGGAGAUCCACCUUGAGACAGAUUCUAAGGAAGGAACGCUCACCAUUCAGGACACAGGGAUCGGGAUGACCCGGGAAGAGCUUCUUUCCAAUCUUGGCACCAUCGCUCAGUCUGGCUCCAAGGCAUUUCUGGACCUGUUGGAGAACCAGGUAGAGACCAGCAGCAGAAUCAUCGGCCAGUUUGGAGUGGGCUUCUACUCCACUUUCACGGUGGCUGAUCAGGUGAAGGUUUUCUCACAGUCGGCUGAACCAGGCAGCCCUGGCUACUGCUGGUGUUCGGAUGGUUCUGGGACCUUUGAAAUCUCAGAAGCGUCUGGUGUUCAAGGUGGGACCAAAAUAGUUCUCCACCUCAAAGAGGACUGCAAGGAGUUUGCCAGCGAGGAACAUGUCAAGAAGAUCAUCACAAAAUACAGCAACUUUAUCAGCUUCCCCAUCUACCUCAAUGGGCAACGCAUCAAUACCUUGCAGGCCCUCUGGAUGAUGGAUCCUAAAGACAUUGGGGACUGGCAGCACAAGGAAUUCUACCGUUUCAUUGCCCAGGCGUAUGAUGAGCCACGCUACAUCCUCCAUUACAAGACUGAUGCUCCCCUCAACAUCCGCAGCCUUUUCUAUGUCCCUCAGAUGAAACCUUCCACAUUUGACGUCAGUCGGGAGCUGGGUUCCAGUGUGGCCCUCUACAGCCGCAAGGUCCUGAUCCUGACUAAAGCCACAGACAUCUUGCCCAAGUGGCUGCGCUUCCUAAAAGGAGUUGUGGACAGUGAGGAUAUCCCCUUGAACCUCAGCCGCGAACUGCUUCAAGAGAGUGCCCUCAUCAGGAAGCUGCAAGCCGUCCUGCAGCAGCGGUUGAUCAAGUUCUUUCUGGAGCAGAGCAAGAGGGACCCUGAGAAAUAUGCCAAAUUCUUUGAGGACUAUGGGCUGUUCAUGCGUGAGGGGAUCGUCACGCUUGCUGAGCAGGAGGUCAAGGAGGAUAUCGCUAAGCUGCUACGCUAUGAGUCCUCGGCACUUCCUGCUGGGCAGCUGACCAGCCUCCCAGAAUAUGCCAGCCGGAUGCCGGCUGGGAGCAGGAGCAUCUAUUACUUGUGUGCUCCCAACCGCCACCUGGCUGAACACUCUCCCUACUACGAAGCUAUGAGGAAGAAGGAUGCCGAGGUGCUCUUCUGUUACGAGCAGUUUGACGAACUGACUCUUCUCCACCUCCGGGAGUUUGACAAGAAGAAACUGAUGUCAGUGGAGACAGACAUUGUGGUUGACCACUACAAGGAGGAGAAGUUUGAGGAGAGGCGCCCAGCCAAUGAGUGCCUGAGCUCCCAGGACACAGAAGACCUCCUGGCCUGGAUGAGGAAUGCACUGGGCACACGAGUCACCACCAUCAAGGUGACUCCACGCCUGGACACACACCCAGCCAUGGUCACUGUGCUGGAGAUGGGGGCUGCCCGGCACUUCCUGCGCAUGCAGCAGCUGGCCAAGACUAAUGAGGAGCGGGCCCAGAUCCUGCAACCCACACUAGAGAUCAAUGCGGGGCAUGCUCUGAUCAAAAAGCUCAACCAGCUGCGCACCAGUCAGCCUGACCUGGCCCAGUUGCUGCUUGACCAGAUCUAUGACAACGCCAUGAUUGCGGCAGGACUGAGCGAUGACCCCCGGCCAAUGGUCAGCCGGCUGAACGAGCUCCUUGUCAAAGCCCUGGAGAAGCACUGAGGCAAAGGCCACCCCUGCGUUGGAGCCCAGCUCUAGACUGGAUCCUUGGCAAAGGAGAGCAUGGUCUGGAAGUGCGCCUGAGGAAGCCGGCUCAGCCUGCAAGAGCAUGCGCUGCCGUGCGCACUGACCGAGAUGAAUGGGCUGCUUCUGAGUUCUGCAUAGGAGAAGUGUGUCCUUAAUUAAAAGCUCAUCAGAUUGAC
This is a messenger RNA of Sceloporus undulatus (fence lizard), 2312 nucleotides long. It is a transcript of the gene TRAP1, whose product is annotated as TNF receptor associated protein 1. The transcript has 17 exons. Gene Ontology annotation, cellular component: mitochondrial inner membrane. The coding region runs from base 1 to 2112 and encodes 703 amino acids. NCBI's taxonomy places the organism in Eukaryota, Metazoa, Chordata, Lepidosauria, Squamata, Phrynosomatidae. Gene Ontology annotation, molecular function: ATP-dependent protein folding chaperone; protein kinase binding; ATP hydrolysis activity. Gene Ontology annotation, biological process: protein folding. The record is from RefSeq and is a predicted model, not a curated record.